Molecule: messenger RNA, 1491 nt
Organism: Ceutorhynchus assimilis (cabbage seed weevil)
Lineage: Eukaryota; Metazoa; Arthropoda; Insecta; Coleoptera; Curculionidae
Source: the annotation of a GenBank genome assembly
AUGACAAGAGCUGGAGAGAACACUAAGGUUUCUCAGGAGGUGCCAAAUGCUUUGUAUACUAUAAGUAAGAACGUUUUAGGACGAAACGUUACAGAUACAAUAGCUCCAUUAGUGAGAGAGGCAUUGCCAAUACCUGGAGAGAAACCUCCAGAACUUCUUGAAAAAAUUAGCGAUGAAAGUGAUGAAAAUGAUGACGAUGAUGGAGAUUCAAAAAGUUGCACAACGCCAGAAGGAGUAUCUGGAUAUUGUACCGACCUAAGUGACUGCCCCCAACUCCUUCUCAACUUGGGUAACCUACGGCAAUCAUUAUGUUUCAAAAGCCUUUUUGUGCCAGGAGUUUGUUGUCCAAAAACAUCUCUUGAUCCAGUUCAAAAUGCCGUCGCACCAAUAUCUAAUUCACGUCCAAUACAAACUACCACACCAAGUUAUCCGGUUACGUUUGCCUCAAUUUAUUACAACACAGAAAAAACAACUACAUCAACCAUAAGGCCUGUUAUCACUACAUCUGUUUCUACAGUACUUACUAGUACACUAAUAAAACUUCCUCCAAUAAAUAUCUCCAGCAGUGUAUCAAGUUUGCCUCAAGUUAAUAAUAACUAUAUAGACACAGAAGAAUGUGGCCAGCCAGAGUCAGCUAAAUUUCGAGUAGUGGGAGGUGAAGAAGCCUUACCUGGUAGAUGGCCUUGGAUGGCAGCGAUUUUCCUACACGGCUCUAGACGAACUGAAUUUUGGUGUGGUGGUUCUCUGAUUUCAUCAACGCAUAUUCUCACAGCAGCUCACUGUACUAGAGAUUCACGACAAAGACCGUUUUCAGCAAGGCAAUUCACAGUGCGUCUAGGAGACAUAGAUCUUAAGCGAGAUGAUGAACCUUCUGCGCCAGUGACCUUUAAAGUUUCCGAAAUCAGAGCGCACAAGCAAUUCAGCCGAGUAGGUUAUUAUAACGAUAUUGCCAUACUAAAACUAGACAGGCCAGCUAGAAAAUCAAAAUAUGUGAUUCCGCUUUGCCUGCCUCCAACAGGAUUAAGGAAUGAACAGUUUUCUGGCCAAAGAAGCACUGUAGUGGGAUGGGGUACGACUUUCUAUGGGGGAAAAGAAAGUACAGUUCAGCGACAAGCACAAUUACCGGUGUGGAGAAAUGAAGAUUGCAAUCAGGCUUAUUUUCAACCUAUUACAAGUAAUUUUGUUUGUGCUGGGUACUCAGAAGGCGGCACUGAUGCUUGCCAGGGAGAUUCCGGUGGGCCGCUUAUGUUGAAUUGGGAGACCAGAUGGAUUCAGAUAGGAGUGGUCUCAUUCGGAAACAAGUGUGGUGAGCCUGGAUACCCUGGAGUCUAUACCAGAGUUACCCAAUAUUUGGAUUGGAUAAAAGAAAAUACCAGGACUUAGGCAAUGUUUAGAAUUCUUCAAUUGAGAAUAUACCCUCCAGUACCCAUCAUAAGUUUUUUACCAAUCAAGUGUGAUUAAUGAUUAUCAUGACUUUCUAGUUAAUUACCG